Molecule: messenger RNA, 2596 nt
Organism: Perognathus longimembris pacificus (Pacific pocket mouse)
Lineage: Eukaryota; Metazoa; Chordata; Mammalia; Rodentia; Heteromyidae
Gene: Supt3h
Product: SPT3 homolog, SAGA and STAGA complex component
Exons: 11
Coding region: 1456-2502 (348 amino acids)
Biological process (GO): transcription by RNA polymerase II
Molecular function (GO): transcription coactivator activity; protein heterodimerization activity
Source: RefSeq, a predicted model, not a curated record
GAGUUCUCCCUGGAUUAUGGAAUUUAGCUCUUCUUGUUUGAGAGACAAAACUGUCAUGAUACAGACCACAAAUAUUGUUUUGGAAAUCACUGGUCACACAUCUGUCUUAUCAGUGAAAACUUUGGUCAUUUAUGAAGAUUUUAUGUAGAAAUUUAGUCAGUCAGCUGAUAAUUUUUCACAAGUUCUUAAUUGUAAAUAGUUGAUGAGUCAAUCUACUGUUUUCCAACAAGCUUUAUUUAUAAUAAAUAAUGAACAGAUUUUGAAAGUUCUUGGUAAAAGUGCUGAGAGAUCAAGGACAUUUAGACUCUCACUGGCUUUCUCUCUGUGUCUCUCUCUCACACAUACACACACAUUCACAUACUCACAUACUGACACAUCUUUCACUCAUUAGAGUUGAGAUGAGAUAAUCAUUCAAUAUGUCCUUUGUCCUUUACCUCACUUGUUUUUUUUUAACUAUCAUAAAACUGGGGCAUAUUCUUAAGACAUUCAUUACGUUGUUAUAAUAGUGAUGCUAUAAGAUUUUAAAGGCUGAAGUGAGGUUGUAGACUUCACAUAGAUUAUGGAAUGGGGAGAUGUAUGCAUUGCAUUGCAAUGGUAACCUACACUGAAAAUCCAGUAUCCACCUGUAUCCAUCUGUCCUGGCUCUCAAGUACUAUUUGGAGGAGGGAGAAAAGAAAGAACGAAAUUUACAGAAGAUGAAUUGGUUGCAGUGUUAAAAAUAUUACAUAUAACAGGAGGUGAUCUUCAUUCAGUUUACUUUUAUGUAUUUCAUAGAAACUUGAUCAGGUUUUAGAAAUUUUAAUGUAGAGUAGUUCUUAAAAAUGUGUAAGUAUAAAACCCCUUGUAAUAGGGAACAUUUCUUCACAUUCUUAGUGACAGCUUUAUUUCUAAUGCUGAAGUUUUCUUAACUGUUUGAUAUGCCUGUUUUAACUAAUCCCUCCAUAUAACAAUAGCAUUAACAUUUUUUUCUCAUCUCUUGAGAGGUAAUAGCGUUCUGUGUAAGCUAUAAUUACAAUAUGGGUUAUAAUGCAGUCAAGAUGGACUUAUUUUCUGCUUCCUAAAUACAGAAAAUUUGAGUAAUGCUUAAUAUCCACUAUUAAAUUUUUUUUAUAAUCAGUGACUAUUAUGUUGUGUGUAUUGUAACUGUGAAGGGACCCAUUUACAGCUAUUGAGGGAGUCAUUACAGCAAUUUUACAUUUUGUGAAAUAUGAAGUACAUUUCCUUACUCUAGAAGAGAAACUCUUUCCCCUCUCUUCAGGUUUAAUUAGUUCUCUUUGACCUAAACUCACACUGAUCCUCUCUCCAGUAGUGGCCAGUUAAAUGUGUGAAGUAGGAGUAAGCAGACUCUAAUCGCUAGUUGAAAAUGGCAUAGCAAAGUUAAUAUUGGUAGAUGUAGCAAAAAGAUUUAUUUUAAAGGAAGAAAGAAAACAAUUAAAUCUGCCUCAUAGUGGGAACAUGUUGGACAUCAUAAAGCGAAUCUUGUUUUCUCUGGGUGAUGCCAGAAGGCCUCUUCAUGAAACAGCAGUUUUGGUAGAAGAUGUAGUACACACUCAAUUAGUUAAUCUGUUGCAGCAAGCUGCUGAAGUUUCCCAACUAAGAGGAGCAAGAGUAAUCUCUGCUGAAGAUCUUCUGUUUUUGAUACGAAAAGAUAAGAAAAAACUUAGAAGACUUCUAAAAUACAUGUUUAUCCGAGACUACAAAUCAAAGAUUGUGAAAGGCAUUGAUGAGGAUGAUCUUCUAGAAGACAAACUGAGUGGCAGUAGUAAUGCAAACAAAAGACAGAAAAUUGCUCAGGAUUUCCUCACUUCUAUUGACCAGACAGGAGAACUUUUGGCAAUGUUUGAAGAUGAAGAAAUUGAUGACGUUAAACAAGAAAGAAUGGAGAGAGCAGAAAGACAGACUCGAAUGAUGGAUUCCGCCCAAUAUGCAGAAUUCUGUGAAAGUCGACAGUUAAGUUUCUCCAAAAAAGCUUCCAAAUUUCGAGACUGGCUGGACUGUGGCAGCAUGGAGAUAAAACCCAAUGUUAUUGCGAUGGAAAUUUUAGCCUAUUUAGCAUAUGAAACUGUGGCUCAGUUAGUGGAUCUGGCUCUACUUGUGAAACAGGACAUGGUAACCAAGGCAGGGAACCCCUUCAGCCAUGCCAUUUCUGCGACCUUCAUUCAAUACUACAACUCUGCUGAGGGGUUUUGCAUCAAGUCCUGCCCAGACUCCCCUGAGAGCACGCCUCCUCCCACGCCAACAGCUCCAUCGUCGGGAUCACAGCACACAGGGAAAACCACAUCAGGACCCCUGGGGAAUGGGAGUGCUGGGCCAGACGCAGCGAAAACUAAGCAGAGAAAAAGAAAAAAGAGCACUGCGGCCUGUGGUGUUGAGGCUCACAGUGAUGCCAUCCAGCCCUGCCACAUCAGAGAGGCCGUUCGACGCUACGGCCACAAGAUUGGCCCUCUUUCCCCAUUCACAAGUGCCUACCGCAGGACUGGGAUGGCGUUUCUGGCCUGCUGAUGUGCCUGGAACCGUCUGAAAGAACAAGAAAGGCAAUGUGACACGGAGGUGAUUUCCCACUCCUUGCACAAAAUAAAAUUCAAGUUCACCUGCA